AUCCGUGAGUUAUUUCGGUAUGCCAGUGUCUCUGACCUUUUACUUCUUUUUACAGGGAUUUUGGGGUCAUUAGCUGUUGGUGUCUUAAAUCCCCUUUUAAUGCUUUUAACAGGCAAAAUGGUUGAUAAUUUUGUGCAGAGUGGGUCAUCGACACUCCCCAAUAUAGUAUCUGUAGAGAUGAAUCAGAAGAUGUUAGACACAAUCAGUUCAACUGCGAAUGACUUAGUGUUGAAAAUGGUAUACUUCUCGAUAGGUAAUAUGGUUGCGGGGUUUUUGCAGACUUUUUGUUUCUUUGUGUUAAGUCAGAGACAGGGCAUAAAGAUACGAACGCUCUAUUUUAAGGCACUUUUAAGACAAGACAUGGAGUGGUAUGACUUCCAUGAGGCCGGAGAGUUAACUGCUCGGAUCUCCUCGGACGUCCAACAAAUCGAGGAUGGCAUGAGUUCAAAGUUCGGGGUGAUCUUCCAAACAAUUGCAGCGUUUAUAACGGGAUAUGCUAUGGGCUUUGCUUUAUGUUGGGAUUUGACAUUAGUCAUCUUGUGUAUGUCACCGUUCACUAUGAUGUCAAUGAUGGGACUUGGAAUGUCCGCUGGGAUAUUUACUAAGAAAAGUAUUCAACCGUUCGGAGAGGCGGGAGCUAUUGCUGAGGAAACAAUCGGAAACAUGAGAACAGUCCAAGCACUUGGUAAAGAGGAGUUUUUCUGUAAGGAAUAUAAUGAGAAAAUUGAGAUCCACGAGAGUUACAAAGUCAAGAAAAGCAUUGGGAUUGGAACAGGACUCGGGUGUAUGAUGUUUUGUAUAAUGGCAUCAAAUGCACUAGGUACUUGGUAUGGUAAUCUUGUCUUAAGAGGUAAAGGUGGGAGUAGUAACAGUACAGCUGGGACUGUCAUGGUCGUUUUUAUGUCAGUGUUACUUGCGACUCAAUCACUCAGUCAAGUCUCCACUCCAAUGAAUAUCUUAGCCACUGCCAAAGCAAGUGCAUUUCGAAUUUAUGAAACGAUAGAUCGAAUUCCGAAUAUAGAUAUUAAGUCGACAUUUGGAGAGGUUCCUCCGACGUGUGAAGGGAACAUUGAAUUUGAAGAUGUUCAAUUUAGUUACCCCACCCGAUUAGCGAAAGUAGUGUUACAUGGUCUUGAUUUAACAAUUCGAAAAGGUGAGACAAUAGCUUUAGUAGGAGCUUCUGGGUGUGGGAAAAGUACAACCAUUCAGCUCAUUCAGCGUAUGUAUGACUUAACUGGUGGAUAUCUUAAAAUAGAUGGUCGUCUCAUCACUACAUUGAACAUCAAAUGGCUUCGCAAUCAGAUUGGCUUAGUCGGGCAAGAGCCGGUCUUAUUUUCUUGUAGCAUUAAAGAGAACAUUUUAUUAGGAGCAAAGGAGGGCGAGACUCCGACUGAUGAUGAUGUCAUUCGAUGUGCCAAGAUGGCGAAUGCCCACGACUUUAUCAUCAAAUUAGUAGAAGGAUAUGACACUUUAGUUGGUGAACGUGGCGCUCAAUUAAGUGGCGGCCAAAAGCAGCGAAUUGCUAUUGCGCGCGCUUUAAUUAGAAAUCCAAAGAUCUUAUUAUUAGAUGAGGCAACUAGUGCAUUGGACACACAAUCAGAAAAGAUCGUUCAAAGUGCUUUAGAAGAAGCUGCAAAGGGAAGAACUACUCUUGUUGUAGCUCAUCGAUUGUCUACUGUAAGAAACGCAGAUAAAAUUUGUGUCUUUCAUCAAGGCGAAAUUAUCGAGAGUGGGACACAUGAGGAAUUAAUGAGUAAGAAAGGGAGUUAUUAUAAUUUAGUGAAGCGGCAGUCGAUGGAAGAUGAGACGGAUCAAGAGACUGUUGAGAAUGAUUUAAAAAAGAUCAAACAAGAUGAGAAUGCCGAGAUUGAGAAGAUGAAUAAUGAGCGGAAUGACGAGAGUGAAGCUUUAUUAGUUCAAUCGAUAUCUCGAGAAUAUCAAGAAGAAAAGAAGCGUCUAAAGACUACCAAUCGCUUUGUUUUAUUCCGUGUUAUUCUGAACAAUUAUCGCCAUGAGUAUAUUUUAAGUAUCUUAGGCUUAAUAGGUGCCAUAGGUGCUGGUGCAGCCUUUCCUUUUUAUUCCUUAAAAUUUGUCGAUAUGUUAUUGAUAUUAAUGCGACUAGAAGUUGGCACCGAUUUGACCAACUCGCAAUCUUCGGGGAUCUUGAAAAACUGUCUUUUGAUCUUAUUAAUUGGGGUGACGACGAUGAUUUCGUUCUUCUUUUAUGUUGGGCUCUUUAUGGCUGCUGGUGAGAAGAUGAUAAGUCGUCUUCGCAAGCGGUUUUAUCGGAGUAUUUUACGACAGAACAUCGGAUGGUUUGAUAGAAAAGAGAAUAUGGUAGGAGCUGUGACCACACGAUUAUCAUCUGAUCCGACAUCAUUAGGUGGGAUAAGUGCGGAACGAGUUGGUGAUUUAUUAGAGAUAUUUGCGACGGUAUGUUUUGGGCUUGGCAUAGCUCUUUAUUUUGAUUGGAAAUUGGCGUUGUGUGUAAUAGCAAAA
Messenger RNA from Entamoeba invadens IP1, 2499 nucleotides. RefSeq names its product P-glycoprotein. The annotation marks the transcript as partial. Gene Ontology annotation, molecular function: ABC-type transporter activity; ATP hydrolysis activity; ATP binding. The transcript has 3 exons. The record is from RefSeq and is a predicted model, not a curated record. Gene Ontology annotation, biological process: transmembrane transport. Lineage: Eukaryota; Evosea; Mastigamoebida; Endamoebidae. Gene Ontology annotation, cellular component: membrane.